Molecule: messenger RNA, 1639 nt
Organism: Carassius carassius (crucian carp)
Lineage: Eukaryota; Metazoa; Chordata; Actinopteri; Cypriniformes; Cyprinidae
Product: inner ear-specific collagen-like
Exons: 5
Coding region: 1-1497 (498 amino acids)
Molecular function (GO): protein binding
Source: RefSeq, a predicted model, not a curated record
AUGCAGGCUCAUAAUGGAAGCGACGUGGUCGCAACACGCACACGACAGAAAAUGGGGAUGAUCUUUGAACACGCUCUCUUCAUAACUGUGAUAGGACUGACCUUUAUAACCCUGUGUGACACCUUCAAGCCCACUCAGAGGCCAAAGUACCAGUACACCAAGAAACCCCCUCGAGAGCUGUUCCAAACCACUGUUUAUGUAGGCAAGCCUACGGUCACCGCACGGAUUGUUGACUUCACCAGAACAAGAGAUCGCUUCCCUGCACAUGUCACAGAGAGCACUACAGUUCCUGCUGACAGCUAUAUAGACUACCCUACAGACACCACCGCAUCUCCCACCACGGCCAAAGACAAUUACACACUAGACUACAAUGAAUGCUACUUCAACGUCUGUGAGUGCUGCCCUCCAGAGAAAGGCCCACAAGGCUUCAAAGGAGAUAUAGGACUGCAAGGCCCACCUGGAGAAAAAGGAGCACCUGGACCCAAAGGUAUACCUGGCCCAAUAGGGUCAAAGGGCUUUUCAGGAUCCAAAGGGGAUAAAGGAGAGAAAGGUGAUCAAGGAAACAUAGGACUGACUGGAUCUCCAGGCAUCCAGGGAAAGGCUGGAAUGAAAGGUGAGAUGGGUAUUAAAGGUGAGAAGGGUGCAACUGGACUGCAAGGAUUCAAAGGUUCGAAAGGAGAAAAAGGAGAUCCAAAUUUGAAUGUGUCAAAGGGUGACCAGGGAGAGCCAGGCAAAGAUGGACCACCGGGAACCCAAGGCAUGACUGGUGAUAAGGGUGAAAAGGGUGAUAGAGGAGAGUGUGGUUUACUUGGAGAGGGGGGCCAGAAAGGUGAGCCAGGUGAUCCUGGACCUCCAGGUGUGCGUGGAGACCCUGGUCCAUCUGGGCAACACGGCAUGCACGGGACUCCAGGAAUCGCCGGAGAACGCGGGGAACCAGGAGUUCCCGGAGCAAAGGGUGAUCCAGGAGCACGGGGACCAGCAGGAGUCAAAGGUAUGCGAGGUCUGAGAGGAAUGAAGGGUGACCGCGGCCCCCAAGGGAAACAUGGAGACCGAGGCCUACAGGGAAUGAAGGGCUCAAUGGGUCAAAGUGGAUCGAGAGUACGGUCUGCUUUCAGCGUCGGCUUAUAUCCAAGCAAGUCUUUUCCCCAGUCGGGAUUUCCGGUUCACUUUGACAAGGUCUUCUACAAUGAAGAAAACCAUUACGACAUAGUCACAAGCAAGUUCAACUGCACCUACUCAGGAGUUUAUGUGUUCUCCUACCAGAUCACGGUAAGAAACAAGCCCCUGCGUGCUUCUCUGGUGGUGAAUGGAGUGCGUAAGGUACGCUCAAGAGACACCCUACAGGGUCAAGACAUUGACCAGGCAUCCAAUCUAGUGAUCCUGAAGCUGGAUGUAGGAGACCAGGUGUGGGUAGAGACGCUGAGAGACUGGAACGGUGUCUACUCCAGCAGCGAGGAUGACAGCACCUUCUCUGGGUUCUUGCUCUAUCCUGACUAACACCUUCUUCGUGGCUAGAUCUUGAACUGAACUUUACAUGAUAUGGACAUGAGAUAAAUGUAUGACCAAUUACAGUAGAUGUAGUGUUUUUAUCAUAGAGAGAUAGAGGUCUACUGUUUAAACAAGUAUUAAAACGAGUAUC